AUGCUCUUCUCCAAGACCAUCCUCCUCAUCGCCGCGGCCAUCGUCCCGUCCGUCAUGGCAGGCUGCAAAGCCGGGGCCCCCUUCCAAGGAACCUGCCUCAGCUGCACAUCUGACUGCCACGACAACUACGGCGGCCCUGACCGGCAGUCCGCUCUUCAGCGUUCUGGAUGCAUGACCGCUUGCCUCAUCAUGUGCGACGACUGCUAA
Messenger RNA from Colletotrichum siamense, 207 nucleotides. RefSeq lists its product as uncharacterized. Lineage: Eukaryota; Fungi; Ascomycota; Sordariomycetes; Glomerellales; Glomerellaceae. The record is from RefSeq and is a predicted model, not a curated record. The transcript has 2 exons. Bases 1 to 207 code for a protein of 68 amino acids.